AUGAAAGAAAGCGAAAAAGAACUGGAUAAAAUUGCAAGAAAAUUAAAAAGACAAAAUGAUGAUGUUAAACACAAGGAGAACAAAAGGGAAACGACUGCAAGGAAAAUUAAAAGACAGAAUGAUGAAGUAAGGGAAAAAGAAAAAGACCUGGAUAAAACUGCAAGAAAACUAAAACGACAAAAUGUUGAAUCAAGAGAAAGUGAAAAAGAACUGGAUAAAAUUGCAAGAAAAUUAAAAAGACAAAAUGAUGAUGUUAAACACAAGGAGAACAAAAGGGAAACAACUGCAAGGAAAAUUAAAAGACAGAAUGAAAGUGAAAAAGAACUGGAUAAAACUGCAAGAAAAUUAAAACGACAAAAUGCUGAAGUGAAAGAGAAAGAAAGAGAAAAUGACAAGUCUGCAAGAAAAUUGAAAAGAUUAAAUUUUGAAGUAAAACAGAAAGAAAAUGAAGAAAAUAGAAUUUCAAAAAGCAAGAGUAGGGAAAAUCCCCUUGUUCUUCAAAAAGAACGACAAAAGAAGCAAGCUAAACGUAGUGACUUUUAUCACAGACAAAAUGAGAGGUUGGACAAUAAACAAAGGAAACAAGAAAAAAGAAAGAAUAAAGAAUAUUGCAAUAGAGAAAAUGAAAGAAAUAGACAAAGACAGUUUGGAAUAAACAUACAGGAUUGCAUUCACAAUUUCCAUGAGCAGAUUAAGCAUGGUCCAGUUUUUAUAUGCUCAUGUUGUCAUCAAACAUGGUUUAAAGAAAGUGUGUUAAAAGUGGAAAACACUAAACUUGAUGACACAAGUAAAAGCAGAUAUCUUACUUGUAUUACUUCUGUUGAUAAUGCAGAAUGGAUAUGCAAUACUUGCUACUCUUCAGUGAGAGAAGGAAAAAUCCCCAAGCUGUCUGUUCUCAAUGGUAUGACAUGGCCUCCUAAACCAAGAGAAUUGGAUUUGUUUUCAUUAGAAGAGAGACUUAUAUCACUUCGAAUCCCCUUCAUGCAAAUUAGAGAGUUGCCAAGAGGUGGACAAUAUUCUGUCAAAGGAAAUAUUGUGAAUGUUCCUGUUGAUAUUCAGCCUACUGUAAAUAGCUUGCCUAGAAAGAUGGAUGAAAAUAUCACAAUUCCUGUGAAGUUAAAGAAAAAGUUGUCUUACCAAAAAUGUGAUUAUCAUGAAAAUGUACGACCAACAAAAGUACUGAUUGCAUUACAUUGGCUUUUGAACAACAGUGACUUUUACAAGAAUGCAAACAUCAAUGUUGAUGAUAGCUGGUUUCAAGAAAUCACAUCUUCUGCAAAUGAAAUUGUUCAAGAACUAGUGCAAACACAAGCAAGAAGAGAUCAAAGUACUGGUAAUCUUGAGACAGAUGAAGAUGAUGAUGAUGAUGAGUAUUGUGAAGUAGAUGGAGUUGGUAGAGAUGGUAAUUGUGAUACUCUUUUAGAUGAUGCUUCUCAAGACAUGAAUCAGAUAUACACCUUUGCUCCAGGAGAAGGACAACGUCCCCUUAGUUUAUAUCAAGAUCAGACUGCAGAAUAUUUAUCAUUUCCUACAAUAUUUUGUGGAAAGGGAAGAUUACAGGAGGAUGAAAGACAAGUUCGUGUCUCGUAUGCAGAUAUUGCUAAAUGGGAAUUGAGAAGUGUUGAUAGACGUGCUGCACAGUCUGUUCCAAAUUUGUUUUUUAAGCUGAAAAAAAUACAAAUGAAACAAGUUACAGAUAAAUGCAACCUGGCUCUUAGGAAAUGCAAAACCAAAGGAAAAUCUAUCACAGCAAAUGAAAUUAAAAAUCCUGAACAUGUGAAUAGCCUUGUUAGACAUGAUGAAGGUUUUUUUGUGUUUAGACAGUUACGAAAUUCACCUGCAUAUCUGGAAACAAGAAAAAAGGAUGUAUUUGCAAUGAUAAGACAAUUGGGUUUACCAACAUGGUUUAUGUCCCUAUCUGCAGCUGAUACAAGAUGGAAUGAUCUCAUUCGAGCACUUGGAGUGUUAAAUGAUGGAAAGGAAUACACUGAUGAAGAAAUUGACAGUAUGACGUGGUUUGAAAAGUCAAAACUAGUACAAAAGGAUCCUAUUACAUGCACUAGAUACUUUGAUCAUAGGUUCCGUAUGUUCAUGAAUUCAGUGUUGAGAAGUGACCACCAUCCAAUUGGUGUUGUGAAAGACUUCUUUUAUAGAAUUGAAUUUCAGCAAAGAGGAUCACCACAUGUUCAUAUGAUUGUUUGGAUAGAAAAUGCACCAAAGUAUCAUGAAAAUACUGAACAGGAGAUAGUGAAUUAUGUAGAUAAUUACUUGAAAUGUGAAAAGAAUGAAGAAGAUGAUUUGACUGGCUUACAAGUACACAAACAUUCACAAACAUGUAAAAAGAGAGGUAAAGCUGUAUGUAGAUUUGGAUUUCCCCUUCCUCCUCUUGAAAAGACUUUGAUUUUGGAGCCACUUGAAUGUGAGGUUGACAAAUACAGGAAAAUGUAUGAUGAGAUUCAGAAACAGCUAAAUGAUAUGAGAAAUGGAUGCGAUUUGUCCUACAGGGAACUCCUAGGCACUGUUUUAAAGAUAUCUGAGGAAGAUUACAUUAAAUGCAUUAGAAGUUCACUGAGAGGUCCAAAGGUUUUUCUAGAGAGAAAGCCAUGUGAUAUGAGGGUCAACUCUUACAACAGUGUUGUUCUUGAUGCUUGGAAAGCUAACAUUGAUAUACAGUAUAUUUUGGACCCAUAUGCAUGUGCUAUGUAUAUUGUUUCCUAUAUAAGUAAAUCUCAAAGAGGAAUGAGUGAUUUACUAAACAGAGCAGCAAAAGAAGCUAGAGAAGGAAAUCUUGACAUCAAAAGACAGGUGCGUCAUAUUGGAAAUCAUUUUCUCAAUAGUGUAGAAGUUGGAGCACAGGAAGCAGCAUAUUUAGUGUUACAAAUGCCAAUGACAAAAGCAUCAAGAGAUGUUGUUUUUAUCAACACCAGUCCAUCAGAUGACCGAGUAAUUCUCAUCAAAACAGAUGCUGAAUUAGAAAAAUUGACACCAAAUUCUACAGAUGUGGAAUGUAGCAAUGCAAUUAAGCGGUAUGCAAAACGCCCAAAGCAGCUUGAAAAUUGGUGUUUAGCUGAUUAUGUAUCUCAACUAGAUGUUGUAUUCCCUAAAGAUGAUGAAAAGGAGGUCAUUGAAAAGGAAGUGAAUGAUGAUGAUGCUGAUAAGAGCAAUAUGUCAAAUGAUGAGGAAGAUAAUGAUUCAGAUGUUGACUUUAGUGAAAGUGAUACACUUGUUACUUUGAGAAACGGCAUAAAAAUUAGACGACGUAAAGUGCCAAGGGUAAUUAGAUAUGUGCGGUUUAACAUCAAAACUGAUACAGAAAACUACUACAGAGAAAAACUUAUGUUAUUUUUGCCUUGGAGAGAUGAAUCGGUUGAUUUAAUAUCUGGAACUGACACAUUUGAAAAGUCAUUUAAUCUAAGGAAGUCCUUUCUCACACACAAAGUCAAGGAAUAUGAAUACAAUGCUGAUCAGCUUGAUGCAGCUCUGCAAAUGGCAAGUGAGGAUUUUUCAGAAGCUUAUGAUGAAUUGGCACCAAAUGCUCAACAAACAGAAGCAGAGGAUGAAAAUGAAGGGUCUCAUGAAUCUGAGAACUUUGUCCCAUUUAAUCCCGAGAGACCACUUGAACAAAGACAGUAUGAUAUAGGUUCUGAUAUUGGCAUUCCAUCAACAAGACAAAUAACAGAAGAGAGUUCUGUAAGAUUAUCAGAUAGUGAAUACUUAAAACUUUUAGGAAGUCUGAACAUAAAGCAGAGGGAAUUUUUCAAUCAUGUCUUGCAAUGGGUCAAAACAAAGGGAGAACCUAUUUAUGCUUUUUUAUCUGGGGGUGCUGGUGUUGGCAAGUCUGUUUUGAUAAGAGCACUAUAUCAAGCUCUGCACAGAUAUCUGUGUUCCACUGAAGGUGAAAAUCCAGAUGACAUAAGAAUACUACUUUGUGCUUAUACGGGCAAGGCAGCAUACAACAUUGGAGGUGUAACUAUCGCAUCUGCUUUUCAUCAAAAAAUUAAUCAAAGUCAACAAAGCUUACACUGUGAUGAGUUGAACACUUUUCGUACAAAGUACCAAAACCUGAAAGUAAUCAUUAUUGAUGAGAUAUCAAUGGUAGGGAACAGAUCAUUAGCACUGAUUGACAGCCGUCUACAACUUCUCACAGGCGUCAAAAAACCUUUUGGUGGUAUAAGUAUCAUUGCUGUUGGUGAUUUUUUCCAACUUAAGCCUGUGAUGGACCGUUGGAUCUUUCAGGAUUUAAAUCAUGAUGCCCAAGCUCUUGCAAACAAUCUUUGGAAGGAGCAUUUUUCUAUUUUUGAGUUGGAUGAAAUUAUGCGCCAGAAAGAUGAUAUUGAGUUUGCUCAACUUCUUAAUCGCCUUCGUUACAAUGCAAUGACAACAGAAGAUAUGAAUGUAAUAAAAAGAUGCAUGAUAACAGAAAAGAGUGACAAUUAUCCACAUCAUGCUCCCCAUCUCUUUACACAAAAUUCUAAAGUAGAUGCAUACAACAAUCAGUUGAUUGAAAAACUUGAAGGAGAAAAGGUCACAGUGAAUUCAGUGGAUUCUGUUAUUAAAGAUUAUUCAAAAGAAGUUAAGGAAAAACUGCUUAGAUCUCUUCUUAAAGCUGAUGAUGUCAGCAAAACUGCCAAUUUAAUGCAAAAUCUGAUUCUUGCGGUUGGGAUGAUAUAUGAUAUCUCAGUCAAUAUUGAUGUCUCUGAUGGUUUGACAAAUGGUUCAUCAUGUAAGGUACAAUUGAUUGAAAGGAAAAUGGAAGGCAUAUCAAGACCAAGCAUUGUUUGGGUGAAUUUUUUUGACUCUGCAAUUGGAAAAACAACUCGAAGGAAAUACAGACAUUUAUAUCAUGAUGGAAUUUCUGAGAACUGGACACCAAUUUUUGAAGUUCAACGGUCUUUUCUUUUGAACUACAAUACUUUCCAGAGAAUUCAAUUUCCGCUACGGCCAUCUGCAGGGAAAACAAUUCACAAAGCCCAAGGUUGCACCGUUGAUGAAAUUGUAAUUGAUUUAUCUCAAACAAAAGUGAGGAAAAUUCCCCACAUCCACUAUGUAGCACUUAGUCGGGUACGGUCAGUAGAUCAUUUGCACAUUCUAAACUUCAAUGAGCAGGCAUUGGCUAUGGAUGAACAAGUUGUAGAUGAAAUGGAAAGAAUGAAAAAAGAGGAACCACUGCAACUUUGUUAUGUCCCAAUAUACCAGGUUGACAUAAAUUGUUUAAAGAUUGCUUUUAACAACUGCAGAUCUCUUCAUAAACAUUUCCCACAAAUUCAGUAUGAGCCAAACAUUCUUGCAUCAGAUGUAGUUGGAUUCUCAGAGACAAGAUUAACUAGUGCAGAUGUCGAAAAUUAUCAACUUCAGGGAUACACAGCAAUAUUUAACCAUGAGAUUUUAGAUAGUUCUGAUAGACGUCCACAUCAUGGAACAGCACUGUAUGUGAAAGACAUUUACAAAACAACUUGCAUCUCAAAGGAAAACAGUGGUCCCAUGGAGUUCAUUAAGGCAAACAUACAGUUAAACCAACAUAGAGAGUUUGCAUUAAAUAUGAUGGGGCACCUAAAUAUAAACACCGCAGAGGGAGAUGCAAAAUUGAUGCCCCCUCCCUCACCCCAUUUGUUCCAGUCAUACCCCACAAAGUUUGGGGUAUACACUGGAAUCACCAUGUCCACCUGCUUGUUUGGGUGUGCACUGAAAGACACCUUUCAAGGUGGAAUAGAGGAGGUAAUAUCUACACUACAAGAAGCCUUGUUGUCUGUCCUCGUUAAAGGAGAGGGUGGGAUAUCAUUAGACUUAGGACAAACUACAAUGAAAGUCAACCGAACACAGCUUGAAGAAGUAAGUUAUGGAGUAGAGGAUGAUAUUCCAGUAGAAGAAAUGGAGGAAGAAAUUGUUUGUGAAUGGACGCUGGGCAUCCUAUGUGACAAUAGCAAAGAUGAUGACUAUUUCUACCUAGUUACUGUUGUCACCGGUUUGAGAGCAGGUGCGGGUACUCAGUCCAUAGUUAACUUUAUCCUGUACGGCGAGCUAGGAGAGAGCGGGGUUCGUAUUCUGAGUGAUGAUCUGCAAAAGGUGCUUCUUUUCGCUGCUGUAUUUUCAUUUAUUAUGAAACACCCUGCAACUAACAGAAGUGUUGAAUUUGAUGAAAAACUUUUGAAGAAAUACUGUACGUUCCAUUCGAGCAAGAAAUCUAAACAAUAUGCUGAACUUGUUGGAUCAGUGUUCCAUAAAAUGAAACCAUUCAGCGAUUCAAAAUUUCUGGAUAUGCGUAAAAGACAACAAGAAGCAGCUGCAGCAAAAAGCAGUUUCCGAGAUCUUAUGGUUUCCCUCAUAUUAGCUGGGAGUGUUGUGGCUAUAGGAUUCACUGAGUUUGAUGUCAGUGCUUAUUACCUUCAAAACAAUAUCAGAAACUACCUUGUAAGCGAUGGAUAUGGCCAGUUUGGAUUUUCAGCGGUUAAUGACUCUGAUGGUUUUUAUAAAUGGAUGAACGAUACGUUUAUUCCUGCAUGUUACCCUUUGCAGACAUACAACGAAGUAAACCUAGAUAUUUUAGGAAAACAAAUGUUUGGCGAUUUGGCAAGCAUAAGAGUUGGUCCUGCUCGCAUAAGGCAGGUUCGAAUGCCGGAAC
Saccostrea cuccullata (small rock oyster) is the source of this 6619-nucleotide messenger RNA. RefSeq lists its product as uncharacterized. The transcript has 8 exons. The annotation marks the transcript as partial. Gene Ontology annotation, molecular function: DNA helicase activity; protein binding. Gene Ontology annotation, biological process: DNA repair; telomere maintenance. Lineage: Eukaryota; Metazoa; Mollusca; Bivalvia; Ostreida; Ostreidae. The record is from RefSeq and is a predicted model, not a curated record.